CUUUUGCGGAAAUGUUUGAUUACACAGAAGAUGCUUUGUGUAUUGCGCGUGGAGAGAGUGGUGUGCAUGGCUCAGCUCUCCAGGCACCAAGAAGACCUGUUGGAGGUGUACCCCCAGGAGCUGGAGUUAGGGAAGAUGUAUUCCUGAUUUGGAGAGAGAUGGAGGAAGCCAGGAACACUCUGGCACAUGUUCAGGCUCUUGUACUGGAAGUUCCUGAGCCAACAGGGGGUCACGAGGCUAUGAUUUCAAAGCACCCUGACAUGCCGAAGUCGGAGGAAUGCAUGAGCUCCAGGGACUGGCUGCAGAAGUAUGGCUUGAAGGCACAGAAGCUGUUAUUUUACGAUGCUCUAGGCGAUUGUGCCUUUCCCCAUUCUGAUGGUGUCAUUGAUGUGAAAUCCAAGCCAGCUGAUGAGAGCUUGCACACCGAUGCUGAAAAGAGAGACAAGCUUGUCAAUGCCAAAUACUGCGAUAGAUUUGCUCACACAAAGUGGCGAGAUGGAUCAGUGGUCCACAUGUAUAUCACUGCUGAGAAGUGUAAGUGGUAUGAAGGAAGGAUGAAGACAGCUCUCAAUCACUUACAGAAAAGGCUUGACUGGCUUCAGACUGGCAGCAGGGAGCUGUUUGGAACAGUUCUUGAGGAUCAGGUGUACGUCCUCAUAGACACUUCAGAAUCUAUGAAGGACAAGCUGCCAACAGUGAAGGACAAAAUCUUCCAGCUUAUGCAGGAACAGCUACGACACAAAAGCAAAGUGAACUUUGUGAGGUUUGAUUCCCGCGCUGUCGCCUGGCGCGAUCGACUGGCAGAAGUCAAUGAACAGAAUCUGGAAAAUGCCUGGCUUUGGGUAAAAGGAUUUAAGGUAGGCGGCUCUACAAACACACUGGGAGCUCUGAGGCUGGCCCUGGCUGAUCCUGGAACUCACGCGGUCUACCUCCUCAGCGAUGGGAGACCAGAUCAGCCUCCGAAGACGAUUCUGGCUCAGAUGCAGCUGCAUCCUCCGGUUCCCAUUCACAGCAUCUCAUUCCACUGUGCUGAUCUGGAAGCCUCCAGGUUUCUCCAUGACCUCGCCGAGGAGACUGGGGGCAGGUUCCAUUGCUACCAGUGUGACAUCACAGAGCCUCAAGCUCCUCAGCCAUUUGUGAGUGAAGACACAUAUCUUUUAAAGAAAGAAAUGGAGCAGGGGAAGCAGGACUUGGACAAAGCACUGAAGCUUCAAGCCGAGUGCGUGAUACUGGAUUGGUACCACAAUGGAGACGAGCAGAUACAAAACAGAAACCAGGAAAGACCCCACAGUGCCUCCAUGCUUCAGUCCAGCUCUGAGGAUCUUGAAGUGGCUAAGAAAGCACUGUCAGCACUCCCCUGGACCCCAGCCUCUCAUCGCAGUCACAGAGACAGGGAUCAGACCCACAGAUCAAAGGAUCUGCAAAGACAGAAGCUUAGACAUGCAGCUUACACAAGGUCCAGUCUGCUGCGAUUCCUGAGCAAUGGUGUGGGAAUCAGUGGCAAAGACAGCGCUCUGCACGAGUGGAUGCUGCCGGAAACCCAGCAGAUUUUUAAACGGAAUUUAGCAAAACAAAGUCAAGUACUGAAUGGACUUCAUUUAACAGCAAACAAACAGACUCAGAAGAAAGCAAAAUGCAAACCAAAGGAGUCAUUGGACAUGUCCUCAGCUCGCUGGCUUAAAACCAAUGGUUUGGUUGCCAGAAGGCUCACCAUCAUGGAUGCCUUGGCACCUACAGCUGUGCCGCAGACCGCAAAAUACAUUCCCAUAUUGGACAAGCACGUCUGUUCUAAAGUGUUUGAUGAGAUUUUACCGUUGGCCCAUGUAAGUAACAGCAAGACACGGAUCACGCUGGUUAAUCCCCAGGCUGUGAACCUGAAAGUUUACAAAGAGAAGCUGAAGCAGGCUCUGAAAGCCUAUGAAAGACGUCUUAAUGGAAUUGUGUGGAGAGCUUUAACCCAAGAGGAAAGAGAUAAGUUUGAUAGCACUGAGCCAGUUCCCUUCAAAGAACACAAGGAAGCUCUGCUUCAGGCUCUGGACAGGCUGGGCUGGCCGAUUCCCGAGGAGAGCCUGUCUGUGCUGGAGGGGGAGAUAGAGACUGGGCAGGCGUAUCUUCAGCAGGCCUCAGACUUACAAAACCUAGCACUGGAAAUGCACUCACAAUCUCUUGAGGGCAGCACAGCCGAAGAAAAGAGCCAAGGCAGCAAUGUGUUCAGAGCCAGUGCAGGAGAGAAAAGGGUCCUGGACACACUGAGAGGCCAGCGGGCCAUUGCCAGGGCAGAGACAGAUGGCUUUUAUUACCCAGGUACAGUGACAAAAUGCAUUGGCUCCAAAAAGGCUAUUGUGAGUUUCAGCAAUGGAGAUACCCAGAUUACACCACUAGGGCUUCUGAUUCCCAUUGGAGGUGCUCUCCCUUGCCCACCACUGCAGGUUGGAGAUUUUGUAUUUGUUCGAAGUGGGACUGACUGUGCCGGAGAGUGCUAUGUCCCUGGUAUUGUCAUAGCAACCCCACAACGAGGCAAAUCAACAGAUAAAUUCUACACGGUUCUGAAAUACAACAACAAACAAGAGGUUUUGCUGCGCAGCGGGAUUGUUAAAACUAGCCAGACAAGGUAUGCCCUGGCCUGCCGUUACAUAAGAGAAUGCCAGAUGAUCUCUCACACAAUACCGGGCGUCCAAUCUGUGAAGCCAUUUCCUAAAGAUUCCAAACGACAGGAAGAAAAAGGAAAGGGUCUAUCAGAAGAGCAGGGAGGAGACCCAAAGAAGCAGAAGAGGAGAAGAAAGAGGAGGGAGCAGAAAGCGCUCCAGGAUCCUUCAGACAGCAAGGAGACAGCUGUCAGUAAACAUGACCCAGGGAGUGCCUCAUGGGAUGAAGCCUGCACAGAGGAGAAUUCCGACCGGGACUAUGAAGGGGAGAGAGCCGGCACGUCUCCUUGCGCCUCCAGAGCAGUUUCAUGUGUUCUGCAGUCUGAACUUUACUCCAGGACCAGCUCCCUGGAAUCUGGCAGACUGUCCACCCCUCUGUCCUCAAGGCAUUCCGAGGUGCUGACUGCUCCAUCAGCACAACCAGCCUCUUCAGAGCGGAGUGACAACUCUGCACGGAGGAUCAGGAAACUGGAGGACUGGGCUGAAGAGCUGGAGCAGGCCCUUGCUGAGCACAGGGAACAACAAGAGCUCAUUCAGAAGCAUAUAAAAGAUCUGGUGAAAUGGAAGAUUCAUGAAGAUGCAGAUAUAUUAGACAACCAGAAACAAUUAGCCCAACAGCAGCAGGAGCUUCUAGAACGACUCACAAAGCAGAGACCUCUUACAAGCAGAAGCGCAAACAGGAGACAUGAUGAGAGAGGUGCGGGUACCUUUGAGGAUAUUCCCGAGUAUGUAAAGAUUGCCAGACGGAGCCUCCCUAAACUGACUCCAGGAGAGAAGCCGCUUGCCCGCUGGUCACUAGAUGGAUGGUAUUCCCCAGGUGCUGUUGUUCACUCCUGUGGUGAUCAGAGUUACUUCGUGCAAAACAACGAGGGAGAGCUUGAGAGAAUAUGGAGAGAGGAUCUUAUCACAGACACUGAAGAUGCUGAAAACAUAAUACAGGUGGGGGACCCUGUCAUUGGCCUGCACCCACUGUAUCCACACAGCUAUUGCCCUGGAGCGGUCCUUCAGGUCAUGCCGGACUUGAAGCUAAAGGUGAGAUAUUACGAUGGGACUGAAGCUGUGGUGCCCAGGGACCAGGCCUAUUUGAUUUCCACCCAGAAGUUUGAACGAGACGUUGCCUAUCUGCUAGAAUGUGAAGCACGAUGGGUGGGACAGCCAGUUGUAGCAAGAGAUGACAGAAGUGGAACGUAUCACCUGGGGGAGGUCCUUGAGCGAGUUGGUGAUGGAAAGCACUAUGUGAUCCUGUGGGCGGAUGGCUCCACCGCAGUGCAGAGUGCUGCUUUUAUCUUUGGAAGGUUUACUCGCUCUUGUACCUUGACGCUGGGAGACUGUGUUCUAACACUAGCAGAGCCCGCCUCCCUCACUUACCUGCCUGGGGUUAUCCGUGGGUUCAAUGGGACCAAGCUGGUUGUUUCCUUCUGCAAUGGAAAAAGCGGCUGGCAUGUGGAACCCCAGCACUGCUUUUGGCUCUCAGGGGAGCAGUUCAAUGAGGCAGUGCACAUGUAUAACAGGAAGCAAGCUGAGCAUGAAGAAGAAGAGGGCAGUGAGACUGGUGAAACUGAAGGGUCAAGGUCUGAUGACUCUAGAGUGUCCAGCAGUGCUUCAAGUCGUUAAUCACAUAUUGUACUUCCAGCUUGCUUAACAAACAGCAUCGCUGAAACGCAGAGGGGCUGCCUUGUGUCUCUUCCAGUGCUGGAUCUGCUUCCAAUCCAGGCCAUUGUUUAUUUGCACCAUCGGAGAUUGGAAGAGCCACCAGUGGGUAUGACAGCGAGAGCUGUUGUGAACGAAAAACACCUGUUGCUUUUACAAAACCAGAAUUAAACUAGUGCAUCGUUUCAUUAAAAGAUUCUUAAGAACUGAGUAAAGCGCUUUGAGGAGAGGCCCUACCUGAAUAUUGUGCUUUAUAUUCAGGGCUUGUCAUUUCCCUGAGUGGUUUAAUCUUUCUCAUGCAUAUUCAGGCUGUGUGCUUUGUGUGUAAAUAGGGUGAUGGAACUGGUGGUACAAUAACGCCUAGCAUUUAGCGUCUCAUCAAUAAUCAUUAUAGAUGGUAAUCUAAAAUUAAAAAAAAAAGAUUUUAACUUCAUUUGAAAAGUGUGAAUACAGACUGUGUUUGACAGACAUUUCAGGGUAAUCAAUGAACAGUAUGUAUGAAACACAGGCAUUGCAAUUGAAAAUGAUGUUUUUUCCAUGGAUCUAUUUAGCUGGUAAGUUCAAAGUCUACUAUUUUUACAAACAGAUAAAGAGACAUUGUGUGUAAUUGAACCUCUACAUAAUCAUUGGGGUGGACAGCUACAGCGGUUUGAAUUCUGUGAAAUUUGAAUUCCUCAGUUGUAUGUUUUACAUGCUUUGAUCUGAUGAAUUAACGUACUGAAGGAAAAUUUAAAAAAAAAAUGUAUUAGUCAAUUUCUGCCAGUUUCCAAUUAAAGAGAUUUUCUUUAAUUCAGUUCUGACAUCAAGAAUACAAACAAACUGCUUGGUAUUGUGCUGAAUACUACAUACAUACUAAUACAGUGUGUCUCCUAAAGCUUUCUACAAAGCCAUGCAUUAAUCUGUGUAAUCUAAUCAAUACUAUUGCAUUAGGACUUGUGUAAUCUAAUCAAUACUAUUGCAUUAUGACUUGUGUAAUCUAAUAAAUACUAUUGCAUUAUGACUUGUGUAAUCUAAUAAAUA
Messenger RNA from Polyodon spathula (Mississippi paddlefish), 5315 nucleotides. Its product is annotated as von Willebrand factor A domain-containing protein 3B-like. The transcript is spliced from 29 exons. NCBI's taxonomy places the organism in Eukaryota, Metazoa, Chordata, Actinopteri, Acipenseriformes, Polyodontidae. Bases 12 to 4259 code for a protein of 1415 amino acids. The record is from RefSeq and is a predicted model, not a curated record.